Messenger RNA from Rotaria sp. Silwood2, 1119 nucleotides. Lineage: Eukaryota; Metazoa; Rotifera; Eurotatoria; Philodinida; Philodinidae. The record is from the annotation of a GenBank genome assembly.
AUGGAUCUUGAUCCAAUGAUAAAUAUUUCACAAGAUGAAAAUACUUAUUCAGAUUAUGAUAACCGACCUAUUCGACCAAUGGAUCAGGAUGCACUUAAUGAAGCACUUGCACGUUUACCGAUUCUUAUUGAUGAAGAUGAUUCGACGAGAAAUUCAGAUCUGAAUACAAGUAUAAAAUCACGACGACAACCAGUACUUGCAUAUUCAACAAGGCGUAAAAAUUUUUCUGAUGUUACUAUCAAUCAAACAGUAUUAAAUGUAACUGAAUCACCAACAAAUAACAAACGUAAAUUGGGUGGAUGUACACCAAUGAAUAAAUUUAUUAAACAAAUUGAUGCUCGUCAAGAUUUAAUGAAUCUUAAAGAAGAAAAUAAGAUUUUAGAAGAAGUUAAAGCUAAUUUACAACUUGAAUAUGUUUUAUUAAAAAAAUCACAUGAAACCGAAUUGGAAAGAUUAAAACAGGAACAUCAACAAGACAUCGAAACACUUAUACAAGAACAUAAUUUACAACGUGAACAAUUCAAUGCAUCUUUAGCCGAUAAAGAACAAACACUCUUUCAAACUAAUCUUGAACUUGAUAAUCUUCGAAAUAAUCAUAUGAUGUUAUUGUUAGAAAAAGAAACACUUGAUAAAAUUGUUGCUGAAUAUCAAUUAAUUAAAGAAGAAAUGAAUAAUAAAUUAAUUGAAAAUGAAAUAAUUAUAACAAAACUUCGAGAAGAAAUUGAAAAUAUGAAAACUAUUCAACAACAGGAACAAUUAACGUCGAAAUCUUCUUUAGCUACUGGUCGAAUGCCAAUAAAAGAAAUAUCAACCGAUCGAUCACGAGCUACUAACAAUACUAUUUCAAGAAAUACAAAUAAUGAAGUGAACCGAUCUAAAUCGAAUAAAAAAGUUUCGAAUACACGAGGACCUCUAUGUUCGGCAUCAUCUGUCACUACAAAUUUGAAUAAAUCAACAUCAUCAACAUGUUCAUCAACAUCAACAAAUAAACCACCUUUAUCAAAAUUAAAACUUAAACCAAAGGUUGUUAUUGAUGAUAAGAAGAAAUUAACAUCAACAGAUAAACAUACAAAUUUAGCAUCAACACAUUCAAAACCGAAAAUAGUCACUGUGAAAUAA